Microdochium trichocladiopsis is the source of this 1669-nucleotide messenger RNA. RefSeq names its product general substrate transporter. Bases 1 to 1557 code for a protein of 518 amino acids. Gene Ontology annotation, molecular function: carbohydrate:proton symporter activity. Gene Ontology annotation, cellular component: membrane. The transcript has 3 exons. Lineage: Eukaryota; Fungi; Ascomycota; Sordariomycetes; Xylariales; Microdochiaceae. The record is from RefSeq and is a predicted model, not a curated record. Gene Ontology annotation, biological process: carbohydrate transport; transmembrane transport.
AUGGGGGCCGAGGCGACACACAGCUUGGCCAGCCAGCUGGCAUCGGUGCUGCCUUCUGAUGGAAAGCCAUGGUACAAGAAGACUCAUCUUCUGCGCCUCAACUACGUUAUCCUGUCUCUGUGCCUGCUGUCCUCCGCGAACGGUUACGAUGGGUCGAUGAUGGGCGGCCUGCUGGCGCUGCCUGGCUGGAACGAGUUCAUGGGCAUGCCGACUGGCGGCUGGCUUGGCUUUAUCAAUGCCAUAUACUGGGCUCUCAACGGCAUCUCCUUCUUCGGCGCCGCGUGGAUAUCCAACAAGUUUGGACAUAAGACUGGAAUCUACAUUGGCUAUGUGUUCCUCGUUACAGCCACGGCCCUCCAGACUGCAGCCCCCAACGACGCCGCCUUUGUCGCCGCGCGUGGCCUGCUUGGCAUUGCUGCUGGAAUGUUCACCGCUGGCGCACCGCUGCUCAUCAACGAGAUCGCGUUCCCGACCCACCGACCGAUCGCGGCCUCGUGCUUCCAGUGCGGCUUCUACCUCGGCAGCCUGAUCGCUGCCUGGGUCACCUUUGCGACCAAAGACUACGGCAACUCCUGGGACUGGAGGCUUCCCUCCCUUCUCCAGAUCCUGCUCCCCGCCCUAGCGCUCCCUGGACUCAUUAUCGCCCCGGAGUCCCCCAGAUGGUCUGCCUCUGUAGACCGAGUCGAGGAUGUGAGACAGUUCGUCAUUAAGCACCACGCCGGUGGUGACGAGAGCUCGCCGCUUAUCAACUUUGAGACGGACGAGAUUGUCAACACAAUCAAGGCCGAGCAGCAAGCCCAUGCUAGCUCGAGCUACCUCGACCUGGUCAAGACUAAGGGCAACCGGUGGCGGCUGCUCAUCUCCAUCUCUCUAGGUUUCUUUAGCCAGUGGAGCGGUAACGGCGUCGUCUCGUACUAUCUCCCUUUGGUGCUCAACACUGUCGGAAUCACCAGCGUUACCCAUCAGACGCUCAUCAAUGCACUGCUGCAGGUCUGGAACCUCUUUUGGGCCAUCGCCGCCGCGGUAUCGGUCGAGAGACUGGGACGCCGGGUCUUGUUCCUCAGCUCUGCGGUUAUCAUGCUGAUCUCCUAUAUCGUCGUUACUGGCUUGUCGGGUUCGUUUGCUAGUAGUGGCAACGCGGCCGUGGGCCUUGCUGUUGUUCCUUUCCUCUUCAUCUUCUUUCUAGGCUACGAUCUCGCUCUGACCCCGCUUAUCGUCGCGUACCCGGUCGAGAUUUGGUCCUACCGCCUGCGGUCAAGGGGCUUCAGCGUCACCUGGAUCUCGGGCAUCCUCGCGGGCAUAUUCAACAUGUUUGUCAACCCGAUCGCCCUCGAGACCAUCGCGUGGAAGUACUACUUUGUCUACAUUGUCUUCCUCGUCGCCUUCCUCCUGCUCGCCUACUUCUGCUAUCCGGAGACCCGCGGCCGCACCCUCGAGCAGAUGGCCUUCAUCUUCGACGGCGACGACGCCGAGGUGAUCCCGGCGACAAAGGUCGAGUCUGUGGGGGCUGUUGAGAUGGCGGAGUCGCAGCGGGAGAAGUCGGACAAGAGCAGCUGAGAAGGAUUGAUGGGGUCCCUGGACUACUAUUGCUGCUAAACAAAGUCUUUCUUGUGCUUGAUUGAAUUUGAAAGGGUCUUGCACGGUUUUGUAAGGUCGCGAAGCCUACGGC